Molecule: messenger RNA, 928 nt
Organism: Meira miltonrushii
Lineage: Eukaryota; Fungi; Basidiomycota; Exobasidiomycetes; Exobasidiales; Brachybasidiaceae
Exons: 1
Coding region: 151-762 (203 amino acids)
Biological process (GO): regulation of vacuole fusion, non-autophagic
Cellular component (GO): phagocytic vesicle; vacuole; late endosome
Molecular function (GO): GTPase activity; GTP binding
Source: RefSeq, a predicted model, not a curated record
CCCUCUCUCAAUUUAACCGCUCUCUCUUACAUCCAACACCCUAUCCAUCAUCAUUUGAUCAUCAUCUCCACUACCACACAAACUAAAAGGGAAAAGGAGUCAUACUUUUGAUCACAACCCCCACACACACUUACACCACAACCACCAAUCAUGCAGAAAAAGGUUUUAUUAAAAGUGAUCAUCUUGGGAGAUUCAGGUGUUGGAAAGACUUCAUUGAUGAAUCAAUAUGUCAACAAAAGAUUCUCAGCAGCAUACAAAGCAACAAUCGGAGCAGAUUUCCUAACGAGAGAAGUAAUGGUUGAUGAUCGUUUAGUAACGAUGCAAUUAUGGGAUACGGCAGGUCAAGAAAGAUUUCAAUCUUUAGGUGUUGCUUUUUAUCGUGGAGCGGAUUGUUGUGUUUUAGUGUAUGAUGUUAAUUCGGCAAAAUCUUUUGAAACUUUGGAUAGUUGGAGAGAUGAAUUUUUAAUUCAAGCUUCUCCGCAUGAUCCGGAAAAUUUCCCUUUUGUCGUUUUGGGAAACAAGAUUGACGUUGAAGAAUCAAAACGAAUGGUUUCGCAAAAACGUGCUAUGCAAUGGUGUCAAUCUAAGGGAAAUAUUCCUUACUUUGAAACAUCUUCGAAAGAAGCAAUCAACGUCGAACAGGCUUUCCAGACAAUCGCUAAGAAUGCCUUGCAACAGGAAGCUGAAGCGGAGUUGUAUGCCGAUUACCCUGACCCGAUCAGAAUCGAUAGCGAUACCAACCAAGGCGGAUGCAACUGUUAGGUUAACGUCCUUACUCAUUGUACAUGCAAGUGCAAGUAUGUCUUACAUGAAAGCGACAAUAGCUUGCAGUGGCCAUCCACACUAUAUCUUUUUACUCUCUUUUUUGUCCUUUUGAUUCCCAGGUUUCGUUUUUUCUCUCUAGCAUUGACUUUCUCUAAUGGCAUAU